CCAGCCUCUCCUGCGUUUCAUGGGCUACUUCUCGCUUGCUCUUGGUUAUCUUGUUUGCUCCAUGGUCUUGCUUCAUACACCAAACAAAACGCCACCAGAAAAGGAAAAAGAAAACCUAAAUCUCUGAGCUCAGCAGCCCUGUCCCUGAAUAGAGAAGAGGCAAGAAGUUUAUGAAUGAACUAUAGCCCGUGCCAUUGCUAGAUGCUAAUAAAAUGGUAUUAAAGAGCCAAGCAUCUCAUGCUAUUGUUCCUGUGCUUACCUGUUCUUCUGAACCUGCCCAAGCUCUUGGUGAUCAUUACAAUGAUACUGCCCUGCAGGAAAGAGAAAUUGAAGAACAUGACCAGGAACAACUUUUGGGCUUUAUAUUUAUGUGCAAUGGAAGGACAAAACCGCAGUGCUACCAAUACCGCGUUUUUGGUCUUCCUGUUGGAAAAAUGGAGGUUGUUGAGAAAAUUAAGCCGGGCAUGAAGCUUUUUCUGUUUGAUUUUGAAUUGAAGCUUCUCUAUGGGAUAUAUGAGGCAACCUCAGUUGGAACAAUGAACCUGGAACAAACUGCUUUCAAUGGGAGGUUUCCUGCCCAGGUGGGGUUCAGGAUCUAUAAGGAUUGUUUACCUUUGCAUGAGAGUUCUUUUAAACAUGCCAUUGAACAUAACUACCAGAAGGGCUUCAAGUUCAAUCAAGAACUUAAUAAGCAGCAGGUGAGGAGUCUAUUGUCUUUGUUUUGUCCUUUGACUGUGUCAGCACUUGGUUCUCUACAGCCAAUGCAACAUCAAGCUGUGGAAAAUCAAUCAAGGCAACCUUUUCUCAAGGAUUCAUGUGCACAGGUCUUAGAGUCUCAACAUGUUCAGCAGAUAGGUUUUCAGCGAUAUAAUUGUUACAGAUGCCUACUGGAUAUGAGCCAUGUCCAUCCAGUGAUGAAACCUCAAGUCUCACUCGCUCCAGUGGAUCCAAAUGCAACUGGGAAGCAACUCAGUCAUGUUCAACCAGUUUCAGAGCCUCAGAAUAUUCUACAGAGUGCCCCCUUUCUGCAGCAGCAUUAUUUUGGAUCCACUACAAACAUGGGCCAUUCCAAUCCAACUACAGUGACACAAGCUUUCCUGACAUCAAAUGGUCAAAAUUAUUUGGCAGAAGUUCAGCAGCCUUAUGUAGCUGGAAACCCUACCCAACCUGUGCCAGACCGGUAUAACAGAUAUGGGAAAAUGGGUAUUAAUCAACAGCUAGGCGCAGGGAAUAAGCAUCAAUUACUAUCAGAGAGAGAGGGGGAAAGUGUUCAGCAGAGGAGUGUUUACGAUAUCCAGUACUAAUUCCCACCCAUCACCUGCAGCCCCUCAUGUAUCACCAUAAGUGUUGUCAUAUAUGCAGACAGUGGGAUUACCUGAAGCUGCAAAUGGGACUCUUCCCCAUUGCCUACUUAUAUCCCUUUGCAGGGGCAGCUCCAACUCAUCAUUGACUUACAAAGUGAGAUGAUGGCAUCUCGAAUGUGCAGGAGGUUAGCAUAGUUUUAGUGACUAUUCAUUUGCAAGGUAUAUUACUGUUUAACAUGGCUUUAAUUGUCCUGCAAGGUGUGAAUUAAUGUUAGGAAUCUUGACAUCCUGUCAAUUUAUUAUGAUCUGUAGUAAAUACCCAAAAUCGAAGAUAAAGGACAACUUUUGAGCUUAAACUUAAAGCAAACUUUUGGUUGAUUGGUAUUGUACAAGGACAAAUGAAAAAUUUAACAGUAUGGUAAGUGGAGGGAUCUGAUCUGUAGCUAGCAUUACAACUAUAGAUUCAAGUGGCAAAAUGCUGACUAGC
This is a messenger RNA of Theobroma umbraticum, 1791 nucleotides long. RefSeq lists its product as uncharacterized. The record is from RefSeq and is a predicted model, not a curated record. NCBI's taxonomy places the organism in Eukaryota, Viridiplantae, Streptophyta, Magnoliopsida, Malvales, Malvaceae.